This is a messenger RNA of Temnothorax curvispinosus, 3657 nucleotides long. RefSeq names its product putative leucine-rich repeat-containing protein DDB_G0290503. The transcript is spliced from 4 exons. The coding region runs from base 410 to 3454 and encodes 1014 amino acids. NCBI's taxonomy places the organism in Eukaryota, Metazoa, Arthropoda, Insecta, Hymenoptera, Formicidae. The record is from RefSeq and is a predicted model, not a curated record. Gene Ontology annotation, biological process: regulation of ribosome biogenesis. Gene Ontology annotation, cellular component: nucleolus. Gene Ontology annotation, molecular function: nucleic acid binding; telomerase inhibitor activity.
GCCAAUAUUGCAAUAAUUAAUGAUUGUUCGAAAAUUGAUCGUUUUUUACUUUAAUUAGCUAUUGCUUUUAUCGAGCGUAAUAUAAUUCCCGAUAUUGCCAAUAUUGGCCUAAUUAGGCCAAUGUUGCACGUUUGGGCACGUGUCGUAUGAAAACUCUUUUUGAUUCGUGAUUCGUGACUGGCGAGUCGCGAAUUUUAGUCCAUGAAUAACCCAUACUGCCCAUAACCUAAAAUAAUUUCGUCUUCUCUCGCGAGGGCGCGAGCUCGACAUAUUUUGCGAUGCUUUCAGUACAAAUCUAAUCUGUCGGGAGAAAAAAGUAGCUAGUAAAGAUUGAGAGAUUCUAUCGCUUUUAAUUACGCCUGAUUGGUGUUUGUGUUAAAGACGGCAAUUGAUAAUUAAAUCAGGAAGCAUGUCCAUGCUCGCGGAGCGCCGGCAAAAGCAAAAGUGGACUUUAAAUCCACGGGGAAAGUUUUGGACCGAAGACUCGAACAAAAUCGGCCAGAAAAUGUUGGAGAAGAUGGGCUGGACGAAAGGGAAAGGACUCGGCAUUAAUGAGCAAGGAACUACAGAAAUUUACAGCGUGUCACACAAGAGCGACACAACUGGUGUGGGGUAUGACAAGAAUUUUGAGGAGUGGACUGAACAUCAGGAAAAAUUUGGCAACUUUCUACAGCAGCUUAACAGUAAUCGAGAUCAAGAUGCUGUUAAAGAUGGGGACACUAAUCUCAGCGGACAGUCUAUCGAGCUGAAAUCUAAGCAGAGUCGUGCUCGUGUGCAUUACAAGAAGUUCACGCGCGGUAAAGAUAUAAAUAAAUAUAAAUCAAAGGAUUUGGCAAAUAUAUUUGGUCAAAAAGAAUUAGUUGAAAAAACUCAAGUCAAGGUAGAAAAAGACGACAGUAUUCGUGAGACGGAAGCUCCUGACUUUAAGGAUUGGUAUGGAGUCAACACAAUUAACUGUGGUAACAUGGUUGAAUAUUUUAAACAUAAGUCGAACUAUAGUAAUAAGUCUGAUUACUUGAAAUAUAAUGUAAAGUCACACAAUGAUACAAGCUUAUCAAGCAAUAUGCCUGAUAAUCAAAGAACUGACUCUGAAAGUGAGAAUGAUCAACAUGUUGGUUUUGGAUUUGCACCAAAAACGGUAGAUACAUCAUUGUCCAGUUGUGGAGCGUUAAAAGACUCUGAUGAUAAAGGCAAUUACGCUUUUGACAAUCCUUGCUUGGGAUUGAAUAGUUCUAUAGAAACUGCUUAUAGCACCAAUGGCUUUUCUGUAGAGUCUACGAAGAAGAAAAAGAAGAAAUUUGAAAGUGACAGUUUGCAUAUCACUGAAGUAGAUAAAAAUAAUACUAGAAAAAAAUUAACUGAAACUAUUGAUAGUGAUUGCAAAAAUGGUUUUAUUAAUCCAGCUCUUAAUCUAGACGCAAAACCGGAGGAGGAUUGUAAUGGCAAGGAAUUUGAAGUUUUCAGAACACCAAUUAAUCUUGAAAACUGCAAUGGCUCUUCUACGAAGUCUGCGAAGAAAAGGAAGAAGGAAUUUGAAAGUGACAGUUUGCAUAUCACUGAAGUAGAUAAACACAAUACCAGAAAGAAAUUAAAAUCUGAAAUUAUUGAUAGUGAUUGUAAAAAUGGUUUCAUUAAUCCAGCACUUAAUCUAGACACAAAGCCUGAAGAGGAUCGUAAUGGCAACGAAUUUGAAGUAAUCAGAGCACAGAUUGGCUUUGAAAACUGCAAUGGCUCUUCUACAAAGCCUACGAAGAAAAGGAAGAAGGAAUUUGACAGUUUGCACAUCACUGAAGCAGAUAAACACAAUACUAGAAAGAAAUUAAAAGCUGAAACUAUUGAUAGUGAUUGCAAAAAUGGUUUUAUUAAUCCAGCACUUAAUCUAGGCACAAACCCUGAAGAGGAUCGUAAUGGCAAGGAGUUUGAAGUAUUUAGAGCACAGUUUGGUCUUGAAAACUGCGGUUUAGAUCUGACGGACGAGAGAAACAACAAGAAACGUGUAACAUUCAACGAUCAUGUCAUGUUGUACGAAUAUAAUAUAAAUUCUGCUAAGAAAAAGAAAGGAGAGGUCACAUUGGAUAAAUUUGAAGUUGAAAAUAAGAAGAGUAAAAAGAAGCGGAAACGCGAGAGCACUACAACUCCUGUAACAAACGGAUUUGUUAAUGAAGCGUUAGAUGUACAAAUAUUAUACGAAGAAAUUAACGAUAACAAGUUGAAUGAGCACAGAAAUAAAAAAAUCAAGAGGAAGAUAUCUAAAACGUCCAAUUUAGAAACGAUACAAGAGUCACCAGAAAAGGAGAUAAUUGAAAUCAAUGUAGAAUCAGAAGAUACUCCAGAUAUUAGUAUUGUUGAAAACGGAGAAACAGACACUAUGGAACAACAAUCGAAAAAGAAGAAAAAGAAGAAAGAGAAAAAAGAGAAAAAGGCCAAAGUUGAAGACAUUACAGUACUUUGUGUCAUAAAUAAAAAAACAGGUAUCGAGAUUGAAAAGACAAUUGAGAAAAAAAUCAAGAAAGAUAAGGAGAGUAAAGAAGAAGAAGAAACGGCAAUUUCUAAGAAAUGUAAAAAGAAAAAGAAGAAAGAUAAGGAAAAUUGCAAGAGUGAAAAACGUGCUAUUCAAACAGAAAUAAACAAUGAACAGCAAGAUAUUAAGAUAUUAGAGAAAUCAGAUUCGAAGCAACAAAAUGAUUUAAUCGAAAAUGAAAAUAAGGAUGCAGCAGUAAUGGAAACAUUGCCAGUUUCUACGACUAAAGAAGAAGAGGAAAAAGAAGAAGAACCAUUAGAAAAAAUUAAACAUAAGAAGAACAAAAGAAAAAGUAUCAGUAAGGAAGACUGUUUGAAUCACCAAAAUAUUGAGAUAUUAGAUAAGUCAGAUUCAAAGCAACAAAAUGAUUAUUUAAUCGAACAGGAAAAUAAGGAUGCAGCAAUAAUUGAAACAUUACCAGUUCCUACGACUAAAGAAGAGGAAAAAGAAGAAGGACUAUUGGAAAAAAUUAAACAUAAGAAGAAAAAGAGAAAAAGCAUUGGUAAGGAAGAUAGUUCGAGUGAAAUCGAUGUAUGCAGUGUAGAGAGGAAAAUUUUCGAUAAGGAAAAUACUGACAAAGAGCAAGAUCCAAAUACCAAAAAAUUAGAAAAAAAAGAUAAAAAAAGCAAGAAAUCGAAAGACAAGAAUGUAUCCGACGAUGUAGGAGAUUCUUCCAAUCCUAAUAAGGAAGUUGUAAAUGUAAAUGUUAUGAAGCAGGACAAAAUAGAAAAUGCGGAGCCUACCGAUACACCUUCAAAAAUGAGUAAAGUGAUUGAUACGAUCGACAAUAUAAUCAAUAGUCCAUGGAAUGUAAAAGCAAGGAUGUCCAAGAGAAUACUGAUAACACUUUUCCAUAACAAUGCAAUAUCAGAGUUUCCAGGUUCUAAUAUCCAUAAUAUAAAAGGAUAUGGUGCAGAUGAAUAUGACCUAUAAUAUGUAGAAUAAUGCAUUUUUUACUUAGCAGAUAAGUAAUAGCUUAUUGUUUGACAAGAAUCUUAAUUGAUAUUUAUGACAUAUGCAUAUAUGUAUAUAUCUUUUUGAACAAAAGUAUGCACUUUAAUUACUAUAUGUUGAUUUGUAAUAACAGAAAAUCAUUUCAACAUAUAUAAUCAAGUAAAUUAUUUAUAAUAUAUUGA